Messenger RNA from Acanthaster planci (crown-of-thorns starfish), 3104 nucleotides. RefSeq lists its product as uncharacterized. Gene Ontology annotation, molecular function: protein binding; ubiquitin protein ligase activity. NCBI's taxonomy places the organism in Eukaryota, Metazoa, Echinodermata, Asteroidea, Valvatida, Acanthasteridae. Gene Ontology annotation, biological process: protein polyubiquitination; proteasome-mediated ubiquitin-dependent protein catabolic process; signal transduction. The record is from RefSeq and is a predicted model, not a curated record.
UAAUAGGUAAAGAACAUUGCAUAAUGCUUUGGCAGGUGACACAGGCCUAAUGGAAUGAAACCUAACAUCAUGGAUUGAGAACUUCAAAUAAUGGAUUGACAACAUCACAUAAUGGUUUGACAAUAUCGCAUAAUGGUUUGACAACAUCAAGUUAUGGUUUGUCAACUUGUAGUUGUGUGAUGACAUCACAUCACAGAUUGAGGACAUAAUCAAACUACGUUCACCGAUUAACGUCAUAUUUUGGUACAUUUGGCGUUCCAUACAAGGUAGGGUCCCCGAGGCCUAGAACAACAUUUUGCUGGUCGUUGUCCAAGAGACAGCUACAGCACGAUAGCCUCUUUAAAAAUGGAUUGAUGGAAGCUGCACUGAUUAGUCAUUAAAGGUGUGGAUUUUUCAAAGUUUAGGCAGUUUGCAAUAUGACCCCCCGUAUGUCCAUAAUGUAAUAAAGGUUUACCUUUUUCAGCUGAUACUGCAGAUUAUCGAAGCUCAGGCCAAGAUGACAACAGUGCCCAUGCCCCACAAGAGCAACAGCAGACUCAGCUUAACGGAUCAGCUGGUCAGGAAAAUCAGGAGAAAGUUCAGGUUGAGAAGGAAGACGGGCAGAAUUUUGAGCAGGUGUUCACGCCGAUGAUGCAGCAGAUUGAAGACUAUCAGAAACCGGUAAUCGAUUGUAUAAAAAGCCUUUGGCAAAAUCGCAGGGGCCAAAAUCCUCGUCCGAGGUUUGUACCCGGUGACACCCCAGGCGAUCUUGGUGCGUUGGUGAUGGAGGAUACUUGGGAGCAGUGUGAAACCAUCGGCACUCAAGGCACCGGGCGUGGGCAGUUUGAAGGUGCACGGGGUAUCGCCGCAGCUGAUCCGGAUAUAAUUGCAGUCACUGACAGGAGAAACAAGCGACUUCUCAUCUACGACCGUCGGGAGAAAAGCUGGCAGACAAUUGACCCAGUUAAAGCAAAUGAAGUUGCAGCAACACCAGACCGAUGGAUUGUUUCAGAACCUCGAGUUAUUAAAGUGUACAACAGAAAUGACCUGGCAUUCAUCGGUGACUUCCCAACGGUGCAACCGGAAGUGGAGACACAGGUGAAACUGUUUGGGGUAGCAAUCAAAGGAAAUGGUAACAUCCUUGUAGGCGACUGCGAGGGGAAAGUGGUGACCGAAAUCACCCACGACGGUAUGCAUGAAGUCUCCAGGAUACCAGUCAAGAUAAAACCCCACUUCUUGGCGGUAAUUGGCAACGCCUGGAUAGCAGUCAGCGACUGGAAAGAGGCGGUGGUGCACAUAGUGGGUGGAUCCGAUGGUCACAUAGUUACCACCAUCCGUCCACGCAUCAACGACCAGCCGGUGCACAGCUGCAGGGGUGUGUGCAGCGACGGGUUGAGCGUGUACAUCGCGGCGAGCACGGUGCGCUUGGCCAGCGGUCACAUUCAUCAGUACGACCUGAGAGGCCGGUUCAUCACCUGUGUGGCUAAGAAUCUGCACGACCCUUACGGAAUCACAUUCACAGUGGGUGGGCAUCAGCUGGCAGUGGCCGACUUGCACGAUGUCAAGAUAUACCGCAAGAAGUGAUCGUAUCCGUUCUGACCUACCCAAGAGAAACCUGGGUAUCCCCAUUCAUUUUGUAGCAAGCGCUAUAUUUUGUCAGUAAGGAAAGUUUCGUUUUAAACAGUUUAUCUUACCCAGAAUUUGAACAUGUUAUUAAGAAUAUGAACAAGCUACUAUAAUUUAUCCUUUUACGUUAUGGUGACAGAAUCUGUCAGAGACACUCUGCUUGUUGAAAUAGUUGCAUUGGACACACUGAACGAAAUAUGCCCUUUCAACCAGGAUGUGUGGGUAAGUUUCUCGAAAACCCCCUACAAAUUAUGAUAUAAUACAAAUCAUUAAUGUUUAGGAAAGAAAUUCUAGUUGCUACCCCAACCCAAAGGCUAGAUACGGAAGCAGUAAUAAACAUGCGUACAGAGACCAGGGGCAAAUCACUUUUUAUCAGCAAUCAACUGAUGAAUGGUUAAAUGUGGAAGGGGUCAAUUGCUGGGUUUUUAAAGCGAAGUUGUGGUUUCCAUUUCCUUUUCUUUCGUUUUUAUUUCUUUUGUUUUUUCUUUAUUUUCUCCUUUUUAAAUCUCGUUUUUGUAGGGUGGAGCAGGAGGAACGUGUCCCCUACCCCCCUCUAUGUUUGUUUCAAUUCAUGAAUUCGUGUCUUUGGAUUUGUCUUUGGAAGUUUUAAUUUGCACUUCGCAUCUAGGGUCAGCAAAGGUGUUUGCUCUAAAUGCAAAACUGCCCGUUACAAUUUGUUAUUGUAGUAGUCCAUGUCCUUGGCGAGUAAAGCUAUGCAUUAAUGGGUGGUCUUAAGACCAGUAUCAAUGAAUGUUACACCGAGUCUUAUGGGGGAGGUUUGCACUUGACAUUUAAUACCUCACAGAGAAUUGUUGCAGGCAAAUGUCUUCAUUUCUCUGAGGAAAUCGGCAAUUUUGGUUGAGCUCAGCAUGGCUUACCUUUUUCUCCAUCAUAGCACAAAACUGGAUAUGAGAGAGAAACUGUCAAGAGAAUGAUUAGAUUUUGUUUCAAGUUUAAGAUCAACAUUUUAGAGUUGCAAGGAGCCUUUGAGGCAUAUGUUUUUGGGCUAUCAGUUUUAAAAUUCGAUCUUUAGAAAAUUAACACUAUAAUAUCCCAAUCCGUAAGUUGGUGAGUUCUUGUUUAAAUCAGCCAGUGGUGUCAACUGCCGAAGUAAUCUAGUUCAGUUUCUUUCUUAUGUCCAGUUUUGUGCUAUGAUGGGAAAACCUCUUAGAUCUUGUCUGAUUUUAUGCUUAAUCCGUGUUUUGCAAAAUUUCUUGUAUGCAGAUUUAAAACGAAACGUAAGAAAUAUUAAUCGCUAAGUUAGUAUUUUUUUCAAGAAAUGUUGGGAAACUUUAUUUCGACAUCCCAGACCGAUUUAGCUGAACUUUGGGUAUGAACAGAAAUAUUUUCUAGACUUGCUGAAAUAUAAUAGACAUAAAAACCUUGCAUCUUGACUAAUUGUGGGAUUGAAUCAUCUUGUUGUUAUCCUGAAGUUUCCUCUUUCAUAUCGUGUUUGCAGGCUCACAAGAUUAAAUGUUUUCUGACCUUGUAACACCCAC